UUAUGAGGACAGAGCAACUACCUACGGAGGUCGAUGGUGUCAGCUCUGACCAGAACUCGUCGGCUAAAUUGACGAGGGUCUAUGGUCAAACUACAUCGGAAUGCAGGAUCUGUGACCGCAUAUGUCUUGCAGAAUAAGCAAUGAGACAGUCAGGUUUUGCUAUCAGUGCAUCACAGAGUUUGUUCGGCAAUAAAUAUACGGUCAAGCAUUCCUUCAAUACACAAGCAGUAAAACAAAACAGAUUCAGUCUUUCAUUGGCUGCACAUCCUGCACUGGCAAUAAGCCAUUUCCCAGUAUAACCACUCCGGACUGAAUGGCCUCCUUUGCUUUGUCAGCUGCGUUGAGACUGUGGGGACGGAAAGCUGACUAGUUUGGCCUCGCUGACCUGACCCCUCUUGCUCCGGUGGGUGCGUGCCUGUGACUUGCCAGACACAUGAAAAAUGUGAAGGGAAUUUCGAUACAAAUUCGCAGAUUGCCUCCGUUUUCCAGAGGACUGGGGGUGGGCGGGGUUGGGGGCGUGUUUUUUUUUGUUUGUUUUCUGGGAGUUUAGGUCUGAUUGACGGCUUCGGGGCUGAGCUGUCCGGAAUAUUCAUUCCCCCGCCUCGCAGACUCGCUCUGUUCCUCGGAAUGUGUGCUGAAUAUUUCCUGUCAGGCAGAGCGGUACAGUGAGACACUCGGGGAUUGACUGUGUUGUGUGUGCGUGCGGGAGAAAGACUCAAAAUCCAGUCUCUGUUGGAGGGAAGUUCUCUUCUAAGAUUGAACCUUUUCGGACUUCAGGGAGGAUCCGCGCGGAAGAUGGUUUCCCAGAAGGGAGGAAGGCAGCAUGAAUAAGACGGCUUCAGAAGAGCUCAGCCGAAGUUCAAUGGAAUAAUUAUUACCGAGGAAAAAGAGUCUGCAGAGGGAUCUGUGGCAUUGCUAGGGGAGAUGUCUUCAAGUCUAACUUGUGUCGGGAUGCUGUGGGCUACGCUGUCCCUGCUGUGUGCUGCAGCCUCCUGCACCGGCUUCUUUAUGCCCUACUGGCUGCUGGGCUCCCAACUCGACAAGCCGGUCAGUUUCGGCGUGUUCCGCCGCUGCACCUACCCGGUGCGCCAGGAGGGUCAGCUGCAGUCGGUGGUCAUGGUGGAGCAGUGCGGCAGAUACGCCUCUUUCCUGGGCAUCCCCAGCCUGGCCUGGAAGAUCUGUUCGGUGGUGACCGGGGUGGGAUGCGGUCUCCUCCUGCUGGUGGCGCUCACCGCGCUCAUGGGCUGCUGUGUUUCCGAGCUCAUCUCCAGGACAGUGGGCAGGGUGGCUGGAGGCAUUCAGUUCGUGGGAGGUCUACUGAUUGGCUCUGGUUGUGCCCUGUAUCCCCUGGGCUGGAACAGUGAAGAAGUGCAGCAGACCUGCAACAAUCUCUCAGACCAGUUUGAGCUAGGUACGUGUCAGCUGGGAUGGGCUUAUUACUGUACUGGAGGAGGGGCAGCAGCUGCAAUGCUUCUCUGCACUUGGCUGGCUUGCUUUGCUGGCAAAAAACAGAAACAGUAUCCAUACUGAAACCCCAGAUAAGGACAAAGAAACAGCUCUGAGCAAGAGGGCUGUGGAGGAGGAAAACUGCAGGCAGAACAAUUUAUGGAACCUUUCCAAUAUUUCUGUUCAGUUUCACUGAUUGCUCCAAAUGAGAUUCAAAAUCCAAAAUGAGAAGAUUGCAAACUGAAAGUCAAUCUGAACAAAAGACUCCAGUUCUGUGUUAUAUGAACUUUUUUCUUUCCUUUUUAAGCGUUUGUUUCUAGGAUAUAUAGUGUCAAGGCCUUCUAAAUCAUUCAUGAGGAAGGAUUGUGGUGGUCAAGUUCUCUUUGUUCAGACUGAAAUCCCUAAAGUUAAAGCAAAGGUUGAUCACAGGUAUUAAUGAUGCCUCAGAAUGAAUGGAGACUCUUGAAGAUGUUCCUGCUUGUAUGGCUGCAGGCAUGUUUUCACUGACAGCGAACUUCUUAGAGUGGCUCCACAGGAAAGAGGAACUGAUUACAAACCAGCUGGUCACAUGUUUUCCUGGGAUCUGUGACUCUUGGGGCACCACUCAGGCUCAUUUGUAAAGAAGUCAUGCCUUCUAUUUGCUUUCGAGCUGCUUGAAAGUUUCCGAGAACAUGCUCUGCUCAGGGGAUUCAAUCUCCGAGUUGGCAGAAAUAGUCCCAUAUUUUGUUUUCUAACAAAAGAUUUAUGGUGAGCUUAUUAUUCUAAUCUGUACAUUAUCAAAUAAUUUGAAAGAAUGAGACUCCCUUUCACUCUUUUUUUUCACCUUUUUAAAUAAGGUUUUUCAAUGGACCAAUUUACUAGUAUGACCCUUUUUUUACAUAUAUGUACAUAAUUAUAAAUAUUAUUAUAUAUCCAUAUGUACACAAAAAUGGAUACAAUUGUGUAAUUUGGUAACAAUGUUAAAGUCUAGUAAAUGUACUUAAUAGCAGUAUUUUAUGUUCAUUUCCACAUUGUCAUGUCAAAGUAUAUUGUAUUCAACAUGUGUACACUUCAGUAUAUUGGUUUAUAUGGUACAAAUUUGUAUAAGUGUUUUACUGUUACAGUAUACAAGUAACAGUCACUUCCUAUGCAGAUAUUUAACAAAUCCUGUAAACAGCAAAAAUACAGAAGUUUUGGGCAUGAAUUCUCCUCUUUGUGCCAGAGAAGGAUCAGUGCAGUAAUUCUAUACAUUUCUCCAAUUAUGUCAUAAAUCCAGCCAAAUCUCCCGGUGUAGGAGUUGUAAUGUCUGCAGGGUUGUCUCCUGGUGGCAUCCACAUUAGUGAGUGGGAGCCAGUCUCUCCCUUCCACCAAUGCAAACAAGUAAAAUCCCCCUGGUUUGCAAAGACAACCCCAUUGCCACACCAGCAGAGAGGUCAUAGAGGCAUCAGAGUAGGCUUGGGUAUUUGGGCUCAGACUAUGCCAAAACCUAACAAAGUUUUGGGCAUUUGGGAUAAUUAGAAGGAGAGAAAGACACCCACUGAGGGGCUCUUUCCUGAUCAGUGGUAAUGGGGCAGUGAGUUGCUGACCCAGUGAUCACCAUCACUCUCAUUAGAUAGUACCUGAAGUGACUGAAGUCAGGUUCACACUUCCUAACAUUAUCGCAUUAGAACAGUCAUCAUGAUGGGACAUGUUGGGACUGCGAUCAGUAGCACUGCUUAAUUCUCCCACUAAUUCCACCACUAUUCAACCUGAUUUGGGGAGAAAGAUAAUCCAAAUCUUUAUAACUUUAACAACCAAAAAUUACAUUACUCUUGACUGGUCAGAAGUCAUGAGUGCAUCAAUUCUUGACAAAGUGGGCAUGUGAUUAAAGUAUAGACGUCUUGAGAGCAGAAUUUACCUUGGAACUACCACUGUAAAUUCCUUAAGACAAAACUCCAUUCUGUCGUUAUAACUCUGCUUUGAGCUCCCCUAUGUCUUUGUUCACAUGUGGGGCCUCGGCUAUCAUUUCUGACCUCAGUGAUCUGUAGCAGUUGUAAUUGUCAAAUAAAGUUUCUCCUUUGAAUUUGCAUAAGAACUGAUAGAAAACAAGAAAGAAAGUAGCACUUGUCCUUGCGAUUGAGUUCAUCUGCUUCGGUUUGGUCAAAAAGAUAUUUCCAAAAGGUUUGAUCUUAUUACAUUCAUAUGCAAAUGAUGUAUACACUUAGUUUUCUGGGUCACCUUAUCUGUCAAACCCAAACAGACCAAACCCAUAGUAUAAAAUAAACUCUAAAUGGAAGUAGGCUCAGAGUUUAAUUGGCAGUUACUGUUGAGAUACAGAAUGGUGAUAUAUUUAUUAACCAGGAACCAUCUGGCUCAUAGAUGUCUUGCCAAGGGCAACUCAAACUCAGCUUGGACUAAAAAUAUAAAGUGAACUUCUUGUCAAGUAAAAUUUCUUGUGCAGGUCAGAUUGGAUUUUUGGAUGCAAAAGUGAGAUAUUUUUGCCUGGCAAUUACACAUUUGAGAAACUUCAAGAAAAUACUUGGGUCUUGCACUGAUGACCCAAAGUAUCCUAAUCCACAUAAAAAAAACAACCAAAAAGCUAAAUGUGAACUGAGAUCACAUAUAAGCAGGUAGCUCCACUGUGAUGUACAUUAAGCUGAACAAUCCAACAGCUUUGUAAAUUUCAAAUAGUUGAUUUGAAAAGUAGUAGAGUUAGAAUUUGAAAGUUAUUGUCAUUGAGAUGUUUUGUGAUCAUAUUUAAAAACAUGCCUUUGAAGCACAAUGUCAAAUAAUUACAAAGUGUGUUUCCUAGAAAUUGUGUGAUUGUUGAGGUCUUUCUGAAAUCUUAGGUACAUUCUCAAUUCCCUAGCAACAGCCUAGAAUAAGAGCUGAAAUGAUUAAACAUUUGUAGUAAUACUUAACAUAGAUGCUAAAUCUGUCAGUGCUCAAAAUGGUCCCAAUUCUCCAAAAUAGAUUAAUGAUUUAUUAUAUCCUAAUAUCAUUAGAUGAAGAUACUUGGCUUUGUUUACAUCAUUUUAUCCUUAAGACAUCUCCCAUACCUCAAUUUGUGAUACAGAUGAAAGCUUUAGUGCAAUAUUGUAUAUCAAGAGGUCACUGUGUCCCAUUUAGUUUACAAUAGCUAUAGAGUCAUUUUUUAAAAGUCUAAAGGCACUUCAGAUGUGGAGUAGACGCAAUAAUUUAUAGAAUCUAGGUCAUCACCAGAAAUUUACUUUACAUGUAAUACAAAUCCCUGAAGGCUUCAAAAUUAAAGAUUGAGGGUUUACAGGAGAGAGAGGUUCAUAUGAGUAGGUUUUUUUUUUAUUUCAAGUGUUUGGAGAAUUGGUUGCAAUGAAAUUCUUUCCAACAAGCAUUUCAUUGAUUGGAACCACCUCAUGAGGAUGUUGAACUAUAUGAAGGUGAAAUUUAACUUCUUUUAAUGGAGAGGAAAGCCAGUGCAAUCUAUGAUUUUGCAAUUGGUAGUUUGCAGUAUUUUGUAAUACCAUAAGAAAUUUUGUUUCUUCUCAGAUCUGCCCUCUUAUUCCCCACCGCUGCUUUCUGUCAUCCCACCCAAAGACUGUUGCUUACAAAAGUGACAGGUCCCAAAAUUGUCUGCGUGGAGUGAUGUAUGGUGCUCUGAUGAACUAUGGCAGAGCAAAAUUAUUUGCUUGGUCCACUUCUGAUUCAUUCCUGGUACCUUGAGAACAUCCUCCCCAAAGGAUGUGGAACAGUCUGUUUACCUCUACCUUACAUUUACUGAAUAAAACUUGGUGUUUAGUUGAGAAGCAGGAACAAAGUAACUCAAACAAGAUGGUGAGCACCUCAAGACCAACAAGAAUCAAUAUGAUCUUGCUGUCUACUGUCUCCUGUUGGUCUAUUUGGGGACUGCUACAGGAUAAUAUUAUUCUGCAGGCUGAGCAGGAAUUGCUGUUCUUUUGUACUCUCCAUAUACAUGCUAUUAUUUCAUGCAUAUAUAAAGCAUAAUUCCACCAUGUGCAAGUUUGUACAAUACUAAGUAUUGCCACAAUAAGACUACUGGCAUGCAAAGUAUAACCUACUUCAUAUAAAACAAAGAUGUAUGCCAAGUGGUGUUGUUACUGAGUACCACAAACAUAUUGCUGUAACGUCAUCAUAUUUUGUAAGCUUUUCAAGCUACCAAUUCAACGAGCACUAAAGCUGAGAGCAAUUCUGAACUUAAUGUUAUGUUUUCAUUGUUUGCAUUUGUUACUCAAUGCUGUAAUCCAAAUCAGUAUUUCUUUCCAAUAUAUCGUUUGCAAUUUUUAAUACUUUGCAACACAUCAGUGCAACUAUUAAUUGACUGAUUUGCAGAAAACACCAUGUACUUUUGCUUGGACCAUUAAAGUACCUACAGUUGCUUUAACUUA
Molecule: messenger RNA, 5786 nt
Organism: Chiloscyllium plagiosum (whitespotted bambooshark)
Lineage: Eukaryota; Metazoa; Chordata; Chondrichthyes; Orectolobiformes; Hemiscylliidae
Product: LHFPL tetraspan subfamily member 6 protein-like
Cellular component (GO): membrane
Source: RefSeq, a predicted model, not a curated record